AUGUCCAAGCAAGCGAGUGGAAGUACCGGCGGUAGUCACAGCAAACGCAAGCGCGAUGCCAGCCACGAGCGCCGAGUGCCGCUGAGUAAAGCGCGUCAGGAACAUAUGGAGGAAGAGUUUGCCGCGACGUACCACGGUCUCACGGCGCUGUAUAAGUUGCUGGAGGUGCAGCAUCUCCAGAGUCCCUUGUUCCUGCCUCGGACAUUGAGCUAUCGCUUGGAUCCAGCGUGGCAGCAGAAGGAACUGAAAGAAGGAACGGGAAACAAGGAGAAGGUGAAGUUGAAGCCCAAGCAGCAGGUCAGGAUGGUGCAGGCUGGAGCCACGUUGACCGAGUUCAAGAUCGGCAUGACGUCCGAGACGAUGGAAGCUUUUCAGAGCCAGACUCAGCGUGUGGGAGUGCUGCUCUCGCUGUUUCAAGCAGAUGGGAAACUGUUUCGUGACAAUGAGUUCAAGCUGCUGGCCACGUGCUUGAUUCCAGUGCCUUUUGCGAAGCACGUUGUGCUCCCUGCAGAGCUGCUGAGUCAAAGUGCCUAUGUCACUGUCAUGGUCGUUUACUUGGUGGAGAUUGGCAUUGGGGAUAAAGCGAUUGCCGCUCAAUCGUCUUUGACUUUCUCAAAGCCUUCUACAGCCACUAGUCUGAGGGGAAAAGAAUUGCUGUCGAUGGAAAUUGACGGCCGAAAGCCGCUGUUUAGCAAUCUAUGGAGACUUGGUGUGUCGAGACGUCGUGUCGGUCUUGUGACUGUCGAGUUGCUAGCCAUUGCGACCUCAGUGCAUGGAGGUGUCAAGUGCGAGUUCCGCAUCGUGUGGGAUCGCUUGCCACAGACGGGAAAGAUGCAGCGUCUGGAAACCAUUUGUAGCACGAAGUUCAGGAAAGAGGAUGAAGAAGAGCAGUCCAAUGAGAACUUUUUGCUAGCAGUUCCCAAGCGAGACAUUUCGACUGCUGCUCGCAGGCCAUGUGCAGGGGUGUGGUUUCACUUUCUCUACCAUUUCAUGCUACGCCGAAUGAGCGAGAAGCGGUCAGAGUACUCAUGUGCGUGGUGCAACAUGUUUGCUGGAUCGUUGCGUGGGCUCGUGGCCCAUUUGAUAUCGUCCCAUGACCGGUUUCAUUUCCAGGCCACAGUUGGACACGAUAACAUCCCGCAUAUUUAUGUGAUGGUGCAAAAACACAAUUCAGGAAAAAGCAGCUGUGAAGUUCGGUCGGCUUUCUCCGAGCUUGAGAUGUCUCCUAGCGAGAAGCCGAGCCGGAAUGAGCACCCUUAUGUGCACAUAUCCAAGAAGUACGGUCCCCGUGGCUCUCAGGCAGUGGAGGCCGUUGAAGGCCUGAUGCAAGAGUUUGAUGAGCUGGAUGAACUUUCGCAAGAGCAUCCGCAAGAGUUUUAUGCGCCACUCCUGCAGCGGCAGUACUUCCACUCCCGAACUGGUGCUGUGGUUUUAGACCACGAAAAGAACUAUGACAGCGACGAUGAUGUGGAUGAGACGUGGAUUACCAAACAAAGCGAGCGGUUGCUAGACGAGUUCGAAGACGUCUCGCUGGAAGAGAAGGAGUUUAUGAAGAAGUGGAAUCGUCACGUGAAGGAGUUCAAGAUACUAGCGGACUUCAUGGUAGCGUCUUCGUGCCGCAUGUUCGCCAGGAAAUACGGAAAAUGGCUCUUGGACCACGGUCUGCGUCACAACUUUUUGCUCCAUUUGCUCAACUUGUGGGACAACUCGCUGCUGAAUUCGCGCGCGAUUAUCGACUGCAUGCUGAUUGUCGAUCAAAAUCAGGAAACUAAAACAAUGCAGGACAACGAGUCGAAAGCGGAGGCCCCCGCAAACGCGGAGACGACGCAACAGCCAGGAGUGAAGGCUUAG
Molecule: messenger RNA, 1851 nt
Organism: Peronospora matthiolae
Lineage: Eukaryota; Oomycota; Peronosporomycetes; Peronosporales; Peronosporaceae
Source: the annotation of a GenBank genome assembly